Colletotrichum navitas is the source of this 802-nucleotide messenger RNA. RefSeq lists its product as uncharacterized. The coding region runs from base 86 to 331 and encodes 81 amino acids. NCBI's taxonomy places the organism in Eukaryota, Fungi, Ascomycota, Sordariomycetes, Glomerellales, Glomerellaceae. The transcript has 2 exons. The record is from RefSeq and is a predicted model, not a curated record.
CGUUGAUCCAAGAUAUCCCAUACAUAUCACAACCAAACAUCACUGAUAGAGUCAAUUCCUGCUCUCCGUUGUCAACUAGUUAACAAUGUCUGCUCUCAACCCCACAAAACCAAACAAGGCGCUUCUGCACGAUGAUCGGCAGGCCCAGUCCGUCUUGGACGCUCAGCCGAGCCCCGCGCGGCCGAUGGACCCUCUUCGCCCACAGCACGACGACACUCACCUGAACCUACGGGGCGGUCACGACGGCCAAGGUGCCUGUCCUGGCCGCUUCUGCUUCAUCAUUCCUUGCCCGCUGCCCUGCAACUUUUGCGUAUUCCCUUGCCCAUGCUGAGUCUCUGGCAAGUCAUGAAAAACUAUGUUCUAGGAGGCGCGCAAAGAUGAGCUUGAAUCUAGGGGAGACAGGGAAUGGUGGAGACGGUAGACAUUGCAUCCAAGCUACCGCUCGCCACAGGUCUGAUGGAGGUUUGAUUGGCUCAGCUGUAUUUUCUUUUUGAAUUUCCCGCAUUACCAGAAUACCACGAUAGAACCGCAACGAUACCAGUCCCUAGUUAAUGCUGCGUAUCACGUCUCUUUUCCCAUGCCAGCAAGCUGGAAAGAAUCAAAUCCAGCAUGAGUACAAUAAGGAUGAGACUGGAAGUAAACAUGAAUUUCGAACAAAAGAUCGGACCUCCUUGUGGGCCGAUGACCCGGCUUGUACCCUUAUGGGUGACUGCUCAACGAUGACGUCAGCAAAGAUCGUCUACCGAGCCCGACCGAGGUAUACCGAAGUUUAAGCUCAGCUUUUCGGUGAAAACAAGUUUUA